Molecule: messenger RNA, 1481 nt
Organism: Drosophila obscura
Lineage: Eukaryota; Metazoa; Arthropoda; Insecta; Diptera; Drosophilidae
Gene: Mlc-c
Product: myosin-2 essential light chain
Exons: 3
Coding region: 105-548 (147 amino acids)
Cellular component (GO): myosin II complex
Molecular function (GO): myosin heavy chain binding; calcium ion binding
Source: RefSeq, a predicted model, not a curated record
AAGUCUGCGGUCACACUUGUCGCAUCAAAAUUUCGCCUACUUCGCACUCAAUUUAUCCCGUGUUUUGUGUUGUUUUUCCCCAGCCAGCCUACCAACAAAUCGAUAUGGCAGCUUACACCGAGGAUCAGUUGGCUGAGUUCCAGGAGGCCUUCAAUCUGUUUGACAAUCGCGGCGAUGGCAAAAUUCAGCUGGCCCAAGUGGGCGAAUGCCUGCGUGCCCUCGGCCAGAAUCCCACCGAGUCGGACGUGAAGAAGUGCACGCACCAGCUGAAGCCGGACGAGCGUAUCUCGUUCGAGGUGUUUCUGCCCAUCUAUCAGGCCAUAUCGAAGGCCCGCUCCGGGGACACGGCCGAUGACUUCAUCGAGGGACUGCGUCACUUUGACAAGGACGCCAGUGGCUACAUAUCGUCUGCCGAGCUGCGCCAUCUCCUGACCACGCUGGGCGAGAAGCUCACCGACGAGGAGGUGGAGCAGCUGCUGGCCAAUAUGGAGGACCAGCAGGGCAACAUCAACUACGAGGAGUUUGUCCGCAUGGUCAUGAGCGGCUAGGACAAGCAUCCAGCACCCCCCAAAAAGCACGACGAGACCGAUGACGAGUAGCAGCAACAAAAUCCACACAAAACAAACAAAAGUAGCAACAACAACAACACUAAACACCUGCCAAUCUAUCAGUUAUCAAAGCCGAUGGCCGAUCCAAAUGUAGUUCAUUCCGCCAGAAUUUCCAACUCCGAGAUUCCAAUUAUCAUAUUCCUAUGCCCCAUGUCCAUUGUCCAUCAAGGGACGAUAAUAAUUAAUUAAUAUUCCAACGAAAGACAACAAGACAACAGAACACAACGACCAUGGAACGAUGGAAGUAGACAGACAGAGAGAGAGCGACAGCGAGAGUUGGAGUUGGAGCAACAGGCAGGAGACCAGGGCAGCUCUGCCGCCCCGCCCCGCCCCGCACUAGCCCCAAAAAUAACUAACCAUCGACACAGUACAGUACACUCUUGAAUAACGAAUUAAUCCAGUACACAUCAUCGUGGCCGCGUGAAUAACUUGUGCGUAUUAUUCUAAAGUAAUAAGAGAUAUUUGAACAGUAAUUAAACCCGAUAUUCCGGCGUUUCUUUUGUACGUACCGCAUACUCUAAUCUUAAAAAAAAAAAACAAAACAAAAAUGAAACAUGUUAUACAAUAUACACACAUUACAUACAUACAUACAUAUAUGUAGGACUGGGAUCCCGCAAGGGGAUCUCAAUUUCCACACCGCAGCAAGAGUAUGAUGAAAAGUAUUUAUAAACUAAACUAAAAUCGGAAGGUUCGCGUAUGAUGUUUUGUUUGAAUUUAGAUGCGCAUUUCAAAUUUUUACAUGUUUUUUUUUUUAAUAAUUUAAUAUUUGUAUUUAAUAAACAAGAAAAACAAAAAAAAGAGCAAGUGAGCGUAGGUUCUUUUUACAAGAGAAAAAAAAGUACUUAAAAAUAAAUAAAACCAAUUGAAAGUGUA